Molecule: messenger RNA, 1843 nt
Organism: Panicum hallii
Lineage: Eukaryota; Viridiplantae; Streptophyta; Magnoliopsida; Poales; Poaceae
Exons: 1
Coding region: 449-1408 (319 amino acids)
Molecular function (GO): carbohydrate binding
Source: RefSeq, a predicted model, not a curated record
AGGUAGACACCGAUGGCCGUCGAUGCGAGACGCGGCGGCGGUGGAAGAUGGUGGCCCGCGCGGUGCCGAAACGCGGCGGCGGCAGGUUGCUUCGGGGUAGAAGUAGAACUCCGAUGAAUCGACUGAGGCGAGCGCCGGCGCGCCGGCGAGCCGAGCAUCUCAACAACCGUCUCGAUGGGUAAAGCCCGCUUGGCUUUUACCGCGUCCCGUGAAAAUUUCACCGGCAGCCCACCCUGUAAAGAGCAAAGAGCCAAAGACCAGGACAGUUUAACCCGCCUCUUCUUCCUAUCCGUCUCGUCCCCUUUCCCCCUCCAUUUCCCUUCCCCUCCCCUGCAAAUCUAAUCUGCAACGCCGGCCGAGCAACAAGAAGCGGAAGAUUUUGAAUUCUGAUGCUGGUGGUCUGCAUUGCAAUCUCGGAGAUUCCAUUCCACUGCUCAAGGCGGGUGAGAUGCCACCGCCGCUGCUUCUCCCCUUCCUCCUCCUCCUGCUAGCACCAGCUCCAGCUCCCUCCGCCGCCGCCUCUUCUUCCUUCGCCCUCAACUUCUUCCCCGCCGCCGCCGCCCAGCUCGCGCUCUCCGGCGGCGCCAAUGCCACCGCCGCCGCAGUCUCCAUGCCCUCCCCGGGCGCGCGCGUCCAGUACAGGACCCCCAUCGUCUUCCCCUCCGCCGCCGGGGGGCUCGCCUUCUCCACCUACUUCGCCUUCGCCCUCCCGCCUUCCGCUGCCUCGUCCCUCGCCUUCUUCCUCACGCCCUCCGCAGCCCCCCACUCUCCCCCCGCCCUCGCCGUCGUCUUCUCCGCGCGCCACGUCCGCGUCGACCUCGUCGGCCGCGCCGCCCUCCACGGCCAGGCCCGCUAUCCCCCCGCCCGGAGCCGGACCCGUAGCCUCCACGCCUGGAUAGACUACAACGCCACCUCCGCCACGCUCCGCGUCCGCCUCUCGGCCACGCGCAACCCCGCUCACAACCACCCGAGCCCGCCGCUGCUCUCCUUCCCGCUCGAUCUGUCCCCCGUCCUUCGGAGGGGGCCUGUCCUCGCCGGCUUUAGUACGCCCUCGGGCAACUGCACCCUAUUCAGCUGGGCCUUCCACGCCGCUCCCUACCGGAUGCACUCCCAGCCGCUCAACCCCACCGACCUGCUCACCGCGCCGCCGCCGCCACCAGAGCGCCGCUACAGCCCCUGGGGGGCCGCCGUGUCCCUGCUGUUCGCGGCCGCUUGCGGCGCCAUGGUCACAUUCUUCGUGCUCUUCCUCUGGUACUCCGUGACGGCGCGCCGACCCGUCGCGCCGGUGGAGUACCCCAUGCACACCUCCGACGUCGUCUACCAGAAGAUUGUGCUCGUCGGAGUCAAGGAUGACGCUGCCACCGCCGACGAUGAUGGCCAUCCGCCGUCCGGCGCGGCUAACGAGUAGAGUAGACGAUGCUCCUUCUCGUCCUCCUCCCCAAGUACUAGCUCUUACCCUGCUGCUUUGUUUCGUUCCAGUUCAGUUCAGUUCAGGUUGCUGCUGCCUUUGCAAUUGUCUUGUAAUUACUACUGUAGUACCAUCAGUCAGAGCGCGGUGGAAACUGCAGAUUUUGCCAUCAAACAUAACAGCGCAAGCUCUGCACUUUCCACCCAAAUCAAGUUAGUUAGAAGCUCCUCAUGUUUCAGUUCGACGGUUCCUAAUCAUGGUGCAAGUUUGUAACACCACUGCUACUACUGUAUUGUUUCAGUUCGAGGUUCCUAAUCAAGUUGUAAGUUGUAACACCACUGCUACUACUGUAUUUCAUUUCUUGCACUGAUGCUGCUUAGUCAGUGUGCUUGUGUAGUUGUGAUUUGCUUCCCAGCUCUAGGGGACAAACAUGAA